AUUAUGCCAUCUCUGAGCGUACAGAGAAGGUUGAGGAAGUUUCUGCUGAGGUGAAAUCACCAGCCAAGGAAACAAGUGAAUGCCGGAAGGCUUCAGUCAGCAAUGCUGCUCCAAUUAAAAAGUCUGCAGAAGAGACUUGGUCCACUUCUCAUACUCCACCUGAAGGACAAACAAGUUCUGCACCAGAAAGAGAAAUGCUACAGAUUGAUAAAAUGCCUUGUGAAACCAAUACUUGCUUGAAUAAGAAAACACUAUCCCUUUCUUACAAGACAGUUCCACGUCUCAGCACAAGCAGGAAUGGCAAGCGUCACAUCAAACCUGCUCCAGACAGCAUCUUAACACUGAGGCCACCCAUUAAGGAGUGCACCAUGCCAGAAUCCACAACUUCAGAAGUCAGCAAAAUGGGGAGGGUGCUCUGUACUGCUGAAGAGGAUGUUCAGCGAGGAGAAAAGGAGAAAUACAAACAGCUCUUGGAACUGGUUAAGGAAAAAUAUCCUGGAAGCUGCCCUGAUCCACAGGCGACGAGCUUCCGCAAUGUUCAAGUCUACUCCAAGGAGCCAGUGAUGACUGAGGGGCGCCUGGAAGAACAGAAAUACAGAGGAGAUGGGUAUCCAUGUAUGACACUAACGACCAGUAUCAAAUGCACAGAUGUUUGCAACUCACAGUGGUCUCAGAGAAAUGAUAUGAUCAGGUACUACACACCAGCAGAAAACUCUCGUGAACAGGGAAGACCAGUGAAAAAAACCACUGGAAAGAAAUGGUAUGAAGCUGAAAUCUCAGAAGAGGUGUUACUCCAAUUACAUCUGGCACCCGUUCUGCCCAGAAAGUCAUCUGCCCUUCAUGUGGAAGAGGAGAAACUCCCAAGCUCAGAAAAAACAGUAGAACGCUUUUCUCCACUCACAGAGGCUAUGGAGAGAGAGGUCAUUGCCGCAUUUGGUAAAGGGGAACCAGAUGAGAUCAUGAGCAGUGCCUUCAAACUAAGGGUGACUCGUGAGGACAUUCACACGCUAAGGAACCUUCACUGGCUUAAUGAUGAGGUCAUUAAUUUCUACAUGUCUCUUCUGGUGGAAAGAAACAAGAAGGAAGGAUAUCCAGCAGUCCAUGCUUUUAGCACUUUCUUUUAUCCCAAACUAAUUUCUGGGGGCUACAGAGCGGUAAGAAGAUGGACCAGAGGCGUGGAUCUCUUCAAACAGGACCUCGUCUUAGUGCCCAUUCACUUGAGGGUGCACUGGGCACUAGCAGUCAUAGAUGUCAGAAAGAAGACCAUCAAAUACUUUGAUUCAAUGGCACAAAGAGGGGACAAGAUUUGUGAAACUUUGUUCCAAUACCUGCAAGAAGAAAGUCAAGAAAAAAGAAAUCUGGAGCUCACUUUCUCAGAGUGGACUCUUCACAGCAUGGAGUCACAUGAAAUCCCUCAGCAACUGAAUGGAAGUGACUGUGGAGUUUUUAUUUGCAAAUAUGCAGAUUACAUCUCCAGAGACAAACCCAUCACCUUUACCCAGAAUCACAUGCCUUACUUCCGCAGGAAGAUGGUGUGGGAAAUAAUCCAUCAGCAGCUGCUGUGA
This is a messenger RNA of Nestor notabilis (Kea), 1565 nucleotides long. It is a transcript of the gene SENP2, whose product is annotated as SUMO1/sentrin/SMT3 specific peptidase 2. The transcript is spliced from 15 exons. Lineage: Eukaryota; Metazoa; Chordata; Aves; Psittaciformes; Psittacidae. Gene Ontology annotation, biological process: protein desumoylation. The annotation marks the transcript as partial. Gene Ontology annotation, cellular component: nucleus. Gene Ontology annotation, molecular function: deSUMOylase activity. The record is from RefSeq and is a predicted model, not a curated record.